Microcebus murinus (gray mouse lemur) is the source of this 3368-nucleotide messenger RNA. Lineage: Eukaryota; Metazoa; Chordata; Mammalia; Primates; Cheirogaleidae. The record is from RefSeq and is a predicted model, not a curated record.
GCCUGCGCGCCACGGGCCGGGCCCUGGCCCAGGUUGUGAGGAGGGGCGACUCCUGAAGGGAAGAAGCGGACAGGGAACCUGGGGGCGAAGGAAUCUCGAGGGAGGAAGUGGCAGGAAGGAAGCAGCUAGAGGGAAGAGGCCUCAAGGCGGAUUUGGAGCUGUGGCGACAGCUCAGGGCCUGCCUGUCCAUGGCUGCCAGCUGUCCUCUAAACACAGACCUUAACACCCCCUAGCUCGGCUUUCCAACCUUCAGCAGCCCCCUUUUGACCACUGGAUGAACGCCUUGGCAUUUGCUACAGCUUGGCCUCAGCCUGCCCUGGGGCCUCGUGUGACUGCCUUUCCCUGCAUCCAAGUGUCACUCCGGUUUCACGCUGUGGGCCCCCUCCUCUGCCUGGAUGCCUGUUCCCACCUGAACAGCCCCUCCCCAAACUUCAAAAUUCUGACCAAAGCCUUGCCCACUUCACCCUGGACUAAUCGUCCUAUGUUCCUAUGGCUUUUCCUACGUGUAUUGGGAUCCUCUGAGGCAGCCUCUCUAGGCAGCUUGUGAGCUUCUGUUGAGGGCAGGGGCCUUUUCUUACCACCUGAGCCCCUGUGCCCAGUCCUGAGAGCUGGCACAUACCUUAGCCUUAAGCAAUGAGCAAUUGAAACAAAGGCGAGAGUUUUCUCGCUUCCAGAUCCUUAAACACUGACCAUGUGGAAGGCUGCGGGAUCGGGGCUGGUAUGGGUUUGGCUGUGCGCAGGGAAAGCAUGCAGGCAAUAUGACCGCACCAAGCAGAAUGGCAAACCACUUUUCUAAAUUGGCAAAGCCCCCUACCAUUUACAAAAUAGUGGGGAAAAACGUACUGGAUGGACUGGGGCUUCCAACCCUACAAGUGGAAACAUUCUGCACCAUUCAAAACUUUCCCAAGAACAUAUGUUCUGUGGUGAUCUCGACUCACUUCGAAGUCCACGAGGGCGCUGCGCCUGAGCUGGCUGACGUGGAGGAGGCAGAGAGGGCCAGCGCGGUCAGCACAGCUGUGCACUGGGUCAACGGCCCCAUCUUCCAGGAGCUUCAGGGCCUCGUCCCCACCAACCAAGCAGCAGUGGAUCACCUGCUCAGGAUAUUCUUUGCAAAUAAAGUACAAGAAGAUAAGGAGAGAAAAGAAUUGGAAAUGAGCCUGGAAGACUCAACAGGGCCUACGCCUUUACCUCCAAUACCACCACCCCCUCCUCCUCCUCCUACAAAAAGAAAAGGACAAAAGCAAGGAAGGAACGAUGCUGUUUCAGAGAAACCUAUUCCACCUGCAGAACCUGUUGAACCUGUACUCUGUGGCAGUAUGGCCAUAGGGGCCGUGUCACUAGCUGUGGCCAAAACCAGUGCCAUACUGGGCAAUAAUCCUCUAUACAUAAACAUUGCAUUACUGAAGCACAACCAGGAACAGCCAUCGACGCUGACUGUACCUUUGCUGAUGGUAACCCUGGUCAGCUGUGGGAAGUCAUCACCUGGGAAGCUAAAUUUAAUGAAAGAACUGAUUUGUAUACCCCAUCCUGAACUAACCACCAAACAAGGUGUGGAGAUGCUUAUGGAAAUUCAGAAAAAUAUUAUCAAAAUCAUUGAAACGCAACCUCCUCCAAAACCAGAGACCAAAAAAGGGCAUGAUGGAGGCAAAAGAGGUCAACAGCCGAUCACUGGCAAGAUGUCCCAUUUUGGCUGUUUAACCAUUAACUAUGACACCAUAGAUCAGCCACUGCUUCUACUACAGGGGAUCUGUGCGAACUUAGGGCUGGAACUGGGAACAAAUCUGCAUCUAGCCAUCAACUGUGCUGGACACGAGUUGAUGGACUAUAGUAAAGGAAAGUAUGAAGUGAUGGUGGGCACAUAUAAAAGUGCAGCUGAGAUGGUUGACCUGUAUGUGGAUCUGAUCAAUAAGUACCCUUCAAUCAUUGCCUUCAUUGAUCCUUUCAGGAAGGAGGACUCUGAACAGUGGGACAGCAUCUAUAAUGCACUUGGUUCCAGGUGUUACAUAAUUGCAGGAACUGCAUCCAAAAGCAUUUCUAAACUUCUAGAGCAUGGAAACAUCAACAUCCCCAAAUCUAAUGGGCUGAUCAUAAGACAUACAAAUGAAACUACGAUGUCUGACUUGGUGGAAAUAACCAAUCUUGCUGACAGUAAGAAGCACAUCAUCUUUGGAAGUGCAGAAGGAGAAGCGUCUGAUGACAGCCUUGUCGAUUUGGCUGUUGGGCUUGGUGUCCGGUUUAUCAAGUUGGGGGGUCUUUCUCGUGGUGAACGGGUGACUAAAUACAACCGCCUUCUUACUAUAGAGGAAGAACUUGUCCAGAGUGGAACACUGGGUUUCAACGAAGAACACACUUUUUUGUACUUUAAUGAGGAAGCUGAAAAGGCUGCCGAGGCACCUGAAGUGCUUGAGCCCCUGGAGCCCACCUUCCCCACCGAAGUCGUAAAGGAACCUCACAAAACACAAGCGUCUUUUGCAUAGGGCUGGUCCACACCCCGGUCCGCAGCCACACCGUUGUUGGUAUUAUCGGACCAGCAGGUUUGGAGUGUGUCUCCACAGUGGGUUUGCUCUUAAAUGUCACUAACUCAUGUGUUCUUUUUCUUCUUUGAAUUUCACUGUUUGGUAAAUACAUAUGUGGUGUUUUUGCCAGAAAUUGUAUAUGUGAACUUUGUUUCCCAACCAUCACAUUUCCAUGGGGAUUUUAUUUGUGUGCUUAGCCCUACUGUCCAUCUUUCAGGGUCACGGUCCAGUAAAAGAGGUCAGUAUUUUUGCUACCAACUCCACACUCAAACACCUUAUCCUUUAUAAAUCAGAACACCUCUGAAAGCAGAAGCCUAAUGACACCAGAAGCACUCUGUGCCAGGAACAGGUGUACAUCGUCUGUGUUUAUUGUAUACAUAUGUGCUGGAAAGCACAGGCACAUUUUUAUAGUCAAGCUUAUGCAGAAGUAUGAGAGCCUCACUAUUUUUUGUAACAUUCCAACAACUUCAUCUCACUUUCCUGCCCUUAAUUCCCUUUUCCCUGAUUCCCUCCCUCUUUUUAAGUUUUAGUUUUUCUUGCAUUAUUAUCUUUGUGAGUCUCCUCAGAUCCUUUCUGGAACAAGAAUGGGUAUAAAUGAAUAAGCACAUCAGUGAAUGAAUAAAUAUUCUCAAGGUUAUUAAAUGCCCAUUUAUACUGCAUUUAAAAAGUGAUCAGCAAGUGAUUAAAAACAAUGUGACAUACAUGCUAACUGAACUGCCUCUUUUGUAAGCCAGUUAUAGCAGCAGUACCAGAAAUAAACAUAUUCAAACACAUACAUACAUAGACAUAAUAAUGUUCCAAGAGCUUUAUAUGACUUAAGGUCUCUGUUAAAAGUGUUACCAUUUGUCUUUC